Messenger RNA from Paramacrobiotus metropolitanus, 23318 nucleotides. RefSeq names its product twitchin-like. Gene Ontology annotation, molecular function: protein kinase activity; ATP binding; protein binding. Gene Ontology annotation, biological process: protein phosphorylation. Bases 359 to 22978 code for a protein of 7539 amino acids. The transcript has 54 exons. The record is from RefSeq and is a predicted model, not a curated record. Lineage: Eukaryota; Metazoa; Tardigrada; Eutardigrada; Parachela; Macrobiotidae.
UUUCGCGAGCGAUCGGGGAUGAGGGGAUGCCGCCUGUGAUUACCUAUGAAUUACAAUUUUUAAGCGGUUUUUGUGAUAGUUCCCGUUUGUGAUAAUCCGUAAUUUAUUAGCACGUGUUAUUUUGUACUUACAGUUGUUAGUUGUGAGCUUUGUUACAUAUGGGUGUCUGGCAAUUAUGUGUACCAGUACUACCACUUUAAUUGACGCAAAUACGUUAAUGAAAGAAAACGCUUAACUGAUCCGUUAUCCAGUAUGGUUUGAAAUAGUUGCUGUUGAUGGACUGACACGCAUUUGUUGAGCAACUGCUUGCUGUAUAGCAUACGCUGGUACCGAUUUCUCGUUCGGAAUUCUGGAAUCAAUGUCGACCAGAAGCGGUACUCUUGCCCCUGUUUUCGUGGUGACUCCUCAGCUUCAUCAAGAAGCGCGCACAGUUACAGUAGAAUGUCAAGUCAAAAGUGAUCCAGCACCGGAUGCUCACUGGUACCGGGACAAUCAGGAAUUAACGCACGGUGGUCGGGUGAUAAUUACAUCUGAACCCUUGGGAAACAACUGUUUUGCUCUGCGACUUGUUGUAAGCAAUGUAGUGAAGACUGAUGCCGGAUUGUAUAAGAUUGUCGCUCGCAACCGAGCCGGUGAAGUCUCGGCAAGUGUCAGCUUGAAACUGGAUAAGCCACAGGAACUUAUAAGGAGCAUCGACGGCAUCGCACCCACCUUUGCUCAAAAACCCAGCAUCAAACAAGAGGAUGAUGGUAACCGGUUGUUAUUUGAGUGUCGUGUUUUGGCGGACCCGACACCCACUUUCACCUGGUUCCAUGAUGAUAAACCUGUUAACCAAGGCGGUCGCUUUAAUAUUGUCGUUGAACCUGAUGGCAACUCCUAUUUUGUUGUUUUGGAAAUUGAUGACGUUGGCGUGGAAGAUGCGGGCAAAUAUCGUGUUACUGCCAAAAACUCAGUGGGAGAGAACAGCGCCAACAUUAGCUUAAAUUUUGACAGCGAUGAACCACCCGAAGAAGACAAAUCCAAAGGUAUACGUCCUAGUUUCACCCAGAAACCCGUUAUUCGGCAGUCUGAUGACUUCAACAAAAUCAUUUUCGACUGCAAACUGCGUGCCCAGCCGAAGCCGACAAUUUCGUGGUUUCAAGGCACCCGGCCACUGCAGCCGAGUGCCAAGUAUGAAAUGUUUUUGACCGGCGGUGAAGAUAACAACUACGGAUGCCGAUUAGAAAUUGCCGGCGCGGAAGUCGGAGACGGAGGAGAAUACAAGGUCGUGGCUAAAAAUGAUGCAGGAGAAGGGCAAGCGACGAUUAAUCUAUCCUUCGCUAACCCUGACGACGAACCGGAAACGAAAUCAACCGGCGGCACACCGAAAUUUACAAGCAAGCCGGUGAUUCGCCAAGAAGGCACGACACUUAUUAUGGAAUGUAAUUUGUCAGCUGAACCCAAGCCAGACAUCACCUGGUUCCAGGCCGACAAGAGAAUUAUCCCUGACCAACGGCACAGAAUUUUGCUCAACCCUGAAGGAGAAAAUACUUACAAAGUCGUCCUAAUUAUAUCGGAUCCCCAACAAUCGGAUGCUGGACAAUACCGGUGCAAUGCGAAGAACAAAAAUGGUGAAAGUAAUGCCAACAUAGCUCUAAAUUUUGGCGGUCAAGCUGAAGAGACAGCAGAUGGAAAGUUCACCCCCAAAUUCACGGAGAAACCGGAAAUCUUACCUGGAAGAGAUGGCUCCUAUGUGUUAUUGCGCGUUCGAGUAAAAGCCAAUCCUCAACCAACUGUUGUGUGGUACCUCAACAGCCAGUUAGUACCAUCCGAUGAACGUAGAAUGCCUAAUGUGGAAAGCGAUGGAGAUGAUAAAUACACCAUUACUCUUGAAAUUCAGGAACCGGAUUACCGUGAUGGCGGAACCUAUAAAUGCACUAUCAAGAACGAAAAGGGCGAAAUUAACGCCAACCUCAACUUAAACAUUGAAGCUCCACCAGAUGAGGAAGAAGAAGGACUCUUUGCGCCCACAUUUGUCGGGAAGCCCAAGAUUAUUCCCGAUCCGAGCGGCACCAAAGUCACGAUGGAGGUCAAGGUGCGAGCGGAACCAGAACCUAAGUACAAAUGGAAACGCGAUGAAACCGCAGUAACCCGAUCAUCGCGGCAUACUUUCCAUGAUAGCAUGGAGCAAGAUGUAUUUGUCCACCGUCUGGUUAUCGAGAAUCCAUCUAAGAAAGACGCUGGAUUGUACACGUGCACAGUAACGAACACCGUUGGCGAAGUCAAUGCCAAACUGACCCUUAACAUCGAAGGAGACGACGAACCAGCUGGCGAAGCGCCAAAGUUCAUCCAGCAGCCCAAAAUCACCACCAGCGGAGAACGUGUUUUGGUUGAUUUUAUUGUGCAGUCGGAUGCGAAACCAAAUGUCUCGUGGACAUACAAAGGAGAAGAAGUACGAAGCAGCAGCAAUGUCAUCAUUAAGACCGAGACCCUGAAGCAGCAGCAGUACAAAGGCACGCUGGAAAUUGUCAAGAUAACACCCGCUCUAGGUGGGCAGUAUCAAGUCCAGGUUUCCAAUGAGUCUGGAAAGAUUCAAGGAAACGUCAACCUGAAUGUGCAGCCGCCCAAGGAUCUGGCGCUUGAUAAGCCGGUUGUCAAGAAAUCUUCCAAAAAACAGACCGUUGUCAUCCAGUCCACUGUCACAGCUGCUGGCCAACCGGAUGUGACGUGGUAUAAGGGCACGCAGGCCAUUUCCGCCAGAGGACGAUAUUCUAGUCGCAUUGAGAAGAGCCGCGUCGACGAAACCAGCUAUAAUGUGUUUCUGGAAAUUUCCGAAAUUACUGAGCAGGAUGUAGGGGAAUACAAGGUGACGGCCAAACAUGACCGUAAAGAAGUCACCGAAACCGUUCGCUGCACUGCUGAAGAUGUCAAACAAGCGAAACAGGAGAAAAAAGAAGAAGAAAAGAUGGAUGUAGAGGAAGACGAGGCAAUGGAAGUCGACGACACUCCUGCUCCCCAGAAAAAGCGUCCUGCUGAGGAAAACAAGGAGUCAGCCAAAAAGAAGGAAGUAGAGGAAGAAAAGAAAGCUGCUGACAAAAAGCGCUCACCCGAUACCUCAGAAAGCGGGCCAGCCAAGAAGAAGACAGAAGAGAAGCCAGACGCAAAAAAACCCGCUGAGCCGGAAGCCAAGCGCAAGGCGGAAGAGGAAAAAGCGGCUCCAGGCAAGCCGGGUGCAAAACCGGUGGAAGAAGCUGCUAAGCCUCGAGGACGAGACGAACCGGCCGCUAAGAAAACGGCCGUUGAGGAAAAGAAGGGCGUAGAAAGUAAAACCACGAAAGAAGCCUCUCCCGCAGAAUUCCCUGCACGCGACACACCACCAGUUAGUGCACGUCGCAGUCCUGCGGCGUCCCCACCACGGCAUGUAGCCACCCGGCGUACAUCGGGUGGCUUUCAGUUUUUACCUUCACCUCCACCAAGCGAACCGCAAGUUGUUAAGCCCGUUGCACGUCGCACUUCUGGAGCGUUUCAGUUCGAAGAGUCUCCACCGAAAGAGGUGGGCAAACCGAAAGCAAAAGCCGCUUCUCCACCGCUGGCUGCAGCGGCGAAGCCGGCUGGCACGAAACCGUCUGAGCCUGCACGUAAGACAGACGAAACCAAAGUUACUGAAUCUGCACGAAAAUCUGAAGAACAAAAAUACGGUGCGACCGCUGUGUCUGCACGCGGAACCGAAGAAAUAUCUGCUCGUGCACAGCGUGAGCCUGAAAAGGUCAGCAUGCGACAGCGUGAUGAGUCGCCGUCUCCACUUGGUCGACGUGGACUUGACAAACGUGUGACCCCACCCAAAAGUACGGAACGGGUGUGGGUAGAUGUCGAAGACGAGCCUGCGCGAAAAGCGUCUGACCAGGCAGUGUCUAGUAAAGCGGUGGAAGCAGAGCCCACUUAUCUUGCACGAAGCAAACCAACUGAAACGACUGCACGCGAGAGACCGUCUGACACCGUUGCACGUGAUGCCCCUAAAGAACGCCCGGCAGCGCAACCCAGUCCGUCUGGGCGUGCUGAGGCCAAGCGGGAAGCAUCGCCUCCGUCUUCGGCUCCACCCACCAAGCAUGCCCCUACCACUGCAACGACGGUUACUGACGAUACGAACAAAGUGCCAGUUGCAGCUCCCCGCUCGACUGAGAAGCAACCAGCACGGUCUGAGCCUGCAAGCGCCGAUAAACCACGCGAACAAUCUAGUCAGAGCGCUAAAAGGGCAGACGAGGGUCAGCCUGCACCAGGUCGACCGCAUGAUACUGAACCCACUGCUCCUACACCCAGCAAAACACCUGCUACUAAAGUACCUGAUUCAUCCCGUGCUGCUCCUACAGAAUCGGUGCCUUCCCUACCUGCUAGUAGAAAACCGUCCGAAUCCUUUCCCCCCUCAGAACCAGCUAGCCGAAAGCCUUCGGAAACCCCGACAGCCACACCCAGAGGUUCUGUUAAGCCCACACCCGAACCCGCUUCCACGAAACCUGCAUCAAAACCCGAAACACCCGUAGCCGGAAAAGCAACUCCGGCUGCUGCAGAACCCACCGGGAAGACCCCUGAACCUGCUAGUAAAACGGCCGCUCCUUCCAAGCCAGAAACCGCGAAAGCGCCGGAACCGGCUAAGCCUGCAGCUGGCACCGCUAAGGAGCCGGUUGCUCCCAAGGAGGCCGCGAAACCGGGUGCUCCGGCACAGAAAAGCGCUGCUGCUGAAAAGGCUCCUACAGAAACUACGGUUGCAGGUAAGCCGACUGGAAAAGAAGCGCCUGUAGCGGCCAAGCCGGGUGAAAAGCCGCCGGCGGCUGCAAAGCCCGGUGAGAAGCCAGCUGAAGCGAAAACAGCGGCUGCCAAGCCGGGAGAAACAAAGCCAGCGGAAGCCGGAAAAGCCGCAGAAAAGCCUGGUGACUUAGCCGCACCCAAGCCGGCUCAACCCAAACGAAGCAUCCCGGCUAAGCCGGAACCGGAGAAGAUGGAAGCCUAUCCGACUCUCAAACCGAUCACGAAGGAUGCUAAAGCUGCUGCUGCCGAAGCCGAAGGCACUAAACUGGCGGAAACUCGCAAGCCUUCCGCUACACCACCGGGAAAACCGGGCACUGCUAAAAAGCCAGAGGAGGCCAAACCAGCCACGUCUAAAGACCUUAAAGAACCAAAGGCAGCCACUCCUCGCUUGUCGGUUUCAGAAGCCCCGGGACCGGAACUAAAGCCACCAUACUUUUCUGCAAGAAUCAAGCCCCAGUCUGUGAAAGACGGAGCGCCGGCUGAAUUUACCUGCAAAGUUAAGGGAAACCCGACACCUACCGUCACGUGGUAUAAAGAUGAUAAAGCGGUGGAACCCAGCCAGGAUUUCAUUAUCACAUUUGACGGAACCACAGCGACUUUUAAAAUUGCGGAUUGUCUUCCGGAAGACACCGGGAAAAUAUCUUGCGUUAUUAAGAACGAACAUGGCGAAGAAAGCUGUUCGGCGUUGCUCACGGUCAAAGGAGAAGACAAAAAGCCUGCUACAUCGAAAAAGGAAGAAGCUCCAAAACUGAAGAAGGUCUCGUUGCAAGCUGAAAGCGAGGACGAAGUCUCAGUUAGCGAAAGCGCUAAGCCCAAAGGGGCGGCGCCUCGUAAGAGCUCGGUAGGACUUCGGCGAGAUUCGGCUGAUCAGUCUAUUCAAGAGGAAUUCGGUCCUGGUAUUCUGAAAAAGCGUGAUCUACGUCCCAGUGUGGUGGUAGAAUCACCGGAAACAUCCCGGCGAUCGUCCAGUGUCGCUCCCAACGUCACGUUCUUAGUGUCGGAGCCACCAGCGGGCGCCUCGAAGUUACGCCCUGGAGAGGUUGCAGAUAAACGCCGUCGUUCGAGUGUGGACAUGCGCCGGCAGAGCGUGAUGGAAAAAGUGGAUGUGGUAUCUACCCCACUGAAACCUGUUGGUGCUCCAGGAAGUCCGGCUGUCCUUAUCGAUGCACCACCAAAUGUGCAGUCGCAGGAAGAUGCAACGGCUUUCUUCGCCGUGACCGUGGAGGGCAAUCCGGCACCGGAAGUGCACUGGUUCCGUGGUAUUCGUGAAAUAGUCAACGAAGGCCGCUGUAUGGUCAAAACAGACGGUACAACCAACCAGGCUUUGCUGUUCAUCAAGAAAGCCCGCCAUACGGAUGAAGGAAAAUACCGAAUUGUUGCCAGUAACGAGCACGGCACGGAUGAAGCAGAAAUCCAGCUUUUCGUCAGCGUGGGUGGCGAAGGUGCAAUGGAUUUUCGUGCCAUGUUGUUGCAUCGAAAAUAUGCUAAAUGGGGCAUCGAAGAAGAAGAUCCUAACUGGGGUGAUCUGAAACAUCUUGAACAAGAAAAACCUCAAUUAAAGAAACGCGAAGGCAAAAAGGAUGGUUUCAUGAAAGAGUUGGCCGACAUGCAUUUGAAGGAGGGAAAGGAUAAACUAGCGCACAUGGAGUGUGUGUACAGUAAACCGAAUCAGAAGCCGAAGUGGACCAAAGGACCUAAAGAGGAAAUCUUUCAUGGUUUAAAGUUUCGGCUAGUUAAUGAUAAAGACACUCACAUCCUGGAAAUUAAGGAUCCGAAAGCCGAUGAUAGUGGAGUGUACAUGUGCACCAUUGGAGAAUCUGUCACCAAGUGCUUCUUACAAGUCGAUGAACCCGACCCCGUCAUCGAAUUCGUGCAAAAACUUCCAAAGGAAUUACAUCAGGAUAAAUUCAAGGAUGCUGAAAUGACGUGUAAAAUAUCUGUUCCCAAGGUUGCAGUGAAAUGGACAAAAAAUGGCCAGCCAAUUGAAAGAGGAGACAAAUAUGAUAUACAAAAGGAUGGGAUUGGUCGGUGCAUUUUGAAAAUCAAGAAGCUCACGGAAGCUGAUACGGGCGAAUACAUCUGCCGAUAUGACGACAAAAUCUUCACAAAGUGUAACUUUGUGGUAGACCAGCCGCUGUAUAAAUUUAACAAACCGUUGAAGAGUAUAAAGGUCACGGAAAAAAGUGACGCAACUCUUGAGUGCGAGGUGGAUGAUGCAAACGCUGAAGUUAAGUGGCUGAAGAAAGGCAAAAUUCUCAAGCCUGACGAUCGCCACGAAUUUGUUGUCGAUGGGAAGAAGCGAAAACUUAUUAUUAAGAACUCCAUGUUGGAUGACGAGGACGAUUACGAGUGCAAGACAAAUUCUGAUAGCACCAACGCGGAAGUGAUCGUGGAGCCUUUCAAUAAAAUUAUUAAAGGCCUAAAAGAUGCCAGCAUGUUGACAAAAGAAACAAUAAACUUUGAAGUUGAAUUCAAAGAUCCUAAAGCUCCGGUUGAAUGGUUCAAAGAUGGAGAACCGCUUGCUGCCGGCGGUCGUCAUGAUAUUAAGGGCACCCGCGGCAUGCAUAAUCUGAUUAUCAAAGAUCUCAAGUUAGAGGAUGCAGGAAAAUACGAAGCGCGGUGCGGAGCGCUGAUCACAUCGUGCAAAUUAAAAGUGGAAGAAGGUGAAACUGCUCCCAAAAUCAGCAUCGGAAGAACCAAAGUACAAGGUCAAGUCGGGAAGCCACUUGAGAUCAAAAUUCCGUAUAAAAUAGGCGGUGUGAAGCCGAGCAAACCCGGGUUUCACUUACUGCGUAACGGCAAGCCUGUACCGGCCAAAGAUCUUGAUGUCGUUAUUGACGAUGGGGAAGUAAAGGUCAAGCUUAAGUCACCUCAAAGAGGGGAUGAAGGCGAGUACACCAUGAAACUGCUGAACGCAGCUGGUUCGGAUGAAGUUCCCUUGGACAUUCAAAUCCACGAUGUACCUCUUCCGCCGGAAAAUCUGACAAUCGACAACAUUACAGCCGAAAGCUGCGAUUUAGGAUGGCAACCACCGAAGGACGAUGGCGGUUCACCGGUUACCGGUUACGCCAUUGAAGUACAGGAAGGAAAGAAUGGCCCAUGGAAGAAAAUUGCUCAAGUUCCAGGAAAUCAACACAAGUUCAAGGUUCCUGAUCUGGAGAAUAAAAAAGAAUAUAAAUUCCGAAUCCGUGCUCUGAAUGACAUUGGACAAUCGGAGCCCCUAACAGCAUUAAAGAGUAUUAUCGCUAAAAACCCGUAUGACGAGCCCGGUGAACCGGGGAAGCCGGAAGUGGAAGAUUGGGACGUUAAUCGUGUGGACAUCAAAUGGUCGCCGCCCACGAAUGAUGGUGGAGCGCCAAUCGAAAAGUACAUUGUGGAAAUGAAGGAUAAGUUUUCGGACAAAUGGAUUCCGGCCAAGGAGGUGCCUGCUGGGACGAAUAAAGCCUCUAUUGACGGCUUGAAGGAAGGUGGUCAGUAUGAGUUCCGCGUGCGAGCCGUCAACAAAGCCGGCCCGGGCAAUCCAAGUCCGCCAACCAAGCCGGUCAUUGCUAAGGCCCGCUACGUUAAACCGUCGAUCAUGGUGGAAGAUUUGGGUAGCGUGGUAGUCAAGGCUGGAUCCGUCAUCCGCUUCGAUGUGCGUGUAAAUGGUGAACCUUUCCCGGAAAUUAUUUGGUCGGCCAUGGGCAAACCCCUAAAAGAUAACAAACGGGCGACUAUUGAAAUUAGCGAACAAAAUAAAAAGACCCUGAUCAGCAUUAAAGCCGCUGAAAGGGCCGAUACCGGAAAAUACACGCUUACCGUGAAAAAUAGUUCAGGAGAAAUGUCUGCCGUCGGAGAAGUCGUUGUACUUGACAAGCCAUCUAGACCACAAGGGCCACUGGAAGUGCAUGAGGUCACUAAAGACUCUGCGAAACUGAAAUUUAAAAAGCCGGAAGAUGAUGGCGGUCAAGAUAUUACCCAUUACGAAUUUGAGAAACAAGAAGCAGGAACCGGAAACUGGAUACCAUGUGGUCGCACAAAGGACGCCCACGAGCCCCUGGAGUUCAAAGUGGAGGGUCUUACGCCAAACAAGAAAUAUCUCUUCCGGGUCAAGGCCGCCAAUAAGGAAGGUCUUAGUGAUCCUUUGGAAACAACAACUCCAAUUCUGGCGAAGAAUCCAUUUGAUGAGCCAGGCAAACCGGGUACUCCAAAGGUCACCGACUGGGACAAAGAUCGUGUCGAUCUUGAAUGGACCGCUCCGCUUAAAGAUGGCGGUGCGCCUAUUGAAAAAUACAUCAUCGAAAAACGUCCAAAGAAAUCCAAAGACUGGGAAAAGGCUAUUGAAGUGCCAGCCGACCAGUUGAAAGCGAGUGUGCCUGACCUGAAAGAGAAAGAAGAAUAUGAAUUCCGAGUCCGUGCUGUGAACAAAGCUGGUCCUGGUGAGCCUAGUGAUCCUACUAAACCUGUGUUGGUCAAGACUCGAUUCCUGAAACCAAGAAUCAUCCGUGAUAAAUUGAUCACCACCACUAUCAAAGUGGGUCAAGCGUUUUCCUUUGAUGUGGAAAUCAUUGGUGAGCCCGCCCCCACCACCGUGUGGGAACUCUUGGGGAAGGAACUGACCAGUGAUGCCAACCGCACUGUUGAGCAUAAAGAAUACAAAUCACAUAUCAGUGUCAAGAAAGCGACAAGGGCCGAUGCAGGGAAAUAUCGCAUCACGGCUGACAAUUCCAGUGGUCACGAUGAAGCGGAAGUGGAGGUGUGUGUUCUGGGUAGACCAUCGCGUCCAGAAGGACCGAUUCAGAUUGCCGAAACCACCGACAAGAGCAUCAAGAUGAAAUGGAAGCCACCGAAAGAUGACGGUGGAAUGCCGGUCGAUCAUUAUCUGAUUGAGAAGCAAGAUCCGAAAACCGGGCAGUGGCUACCGGCCGGAAAAGUUCCCGGUGAUCAGACUGAAUUUACUGCGGAUGGUCUGACACCAAAACAGAAGUACAACUUCCGUGUCAAAGCGGUCAAUAAGGAGGGAGAAUCGGAGCCGCUAGUGACCGAAACGCCUGUAAUUGCGAAAUAUCCUUUCGACGAGCCAGGAAAACCCGGAACACCCCAGGUGACCGAUUACGAUAAAGAUCGCGUGGAUCUGAAAUGGACCCCGCCAGACAAGGAUGGAGGAUCGCCGAUUGAAAAGUAUAUUAUCGAGAAGAAACCAAAGGGCAGCAAGGACUGGGAAAAAGCCAUGGAAGUUCCUGGCGAUAAGACCGCUGCUUCAGUAACCGGUCUACCUGAACGUCAGGAAUUCGAGUUCCGCGUGGUGGCUGUCAACAAAGCCGGACCGGGCGAACCCAGUGAUCCCACCAAGCCUAUCAUCACAAAACCAAAGCACUUGAAACCGCGCAUCGACAAGAGGAACCUGAAACCCAUCACCAUUAAAGCUGGACAGCCGUUUGCCUUUGAUGUUGAUAUUCAAGGUGAACCUCCUCCAGAAAAGGUCUGGACACUGGCACCGGCGAAGAAGGGUGUCCCACCGGGAGAAGUGAAGAAUGGUGGAAAGGUCAAACUGGUCAAUGAGGAUUAUAACACUAAAUUAGAUGUCAAACGGGCGGAACGGUCCGAUGCCGGAACCUAUACCAUCACCGCGACUAACGAAAGUGGUCAAGACCAGGCGACCGUAGAGGUUGUCGUACUGGACAAACCCCUAAUGCCCGGAGGUCCUUUGGAAGUGUUGGAUGUACACGCCGAGCACUGUAAUCUGAAAUGGAACCCACCGGAAGACGAUGGCGGGGCCCCUAUCGACCAUUAUGACGUGGAAAAGUUUGAUGUGGCCCAGGGCCGCUGGGUGCCAGUGGGCAAGACCACGAAACCGGAAAUCGCUGUGGAAGGCCUGGAACCUGGUCAUCAGUACAAGUUCCGAGUAAAGGCCGUUAACAGCGAGGGUCCUUCCGAAGAGUUGAUGACGGAUAAGCCAACUUUGGCGAAAAAUCCUUAUGAUCCUCCUGGUGCUUGCGGAAAACCUGAGCUUACGGACUGGGAUAAGGAUCACGUGGACCUGAAAUGGACUGCACCGACUAACGAUGGCGGUGCGCCCAUUGAGAAGUACAUCAUUGAGAAAAAGGAUAAGAAUGGAGAAUGGGAAAAGGCUGUGGAGGUCCCAGCAGAUAAACUAAACGCCACUGUUCCGGGUUUGACUGAGGGAAAAGAAUACCAGUUCCGAGUUAAAGCCGUUAAUAAAGGUGGCCCAGGCACCCCUAGCGAGGCUACUGCUCCCAUUAUUGCGAAGCCGCGCAGAUUGGCCCCGAGAAUUGACAGGAAAAAUUUGGAAACUCUAAAGGUGAAAGCCGGACAGCCGAUUGACUUUGAUGUCAAUGUGAUCGGUGAGCCGCCUCCAACCACCGUAUGGAAGUUGAAGAAUAAGGAACUGAAAAGCGACGAUGGUGUCAAGAUUGACAACAAGGAUUAUAACACCCACUUGAUCAUUAAGCAAUCGAAACGUUCGGACACCGGAAUCUACACGUUGGUGGCGACCAAUGAGCACGGUAAAGACGAGGCCCAAGUGGAAGUGGUGGUACUGUCUGCUCCGGCCUCACCGGAAGGACCGUUGAAGGUGGCUGACGUGAGGAAAGACGGGUGCACGUUGUCAUGGAACAAACCGGAAGAUGACGGCGGCAGCGAUAUUUCUCACUAUGCUGUGGAAAAGAUGGAUGUCGCCACCGGCCGAUGGGUGCCGUGCGGAGAAACGGAUGGGACGGAAUUCAAAGUGGACGGCUUGCAGCCGGAUCAUCAAUAUAAAUUCCGCGUCAAGGCUGUAAACAAGCAAGGAGAGUCCGAACCGCUAACUUUAGAAAAGCCGAUUACUGCCAAAGAUCCUUGGGUCGCACCGGAUCCUCCCGGAAAAGUGGAGAUUGCCGACUACGAUAAAGACCAUGUGGACUUGAAAUGGCAACCUCCCGUGAGUGAUGGCGGUGCUCCAGUGGAGAAGUAUGUGAUUGAGAAAAAAGAUAAAUCGGGUAACUGGCUACCCGCCGCGGAAGUGCCUGGAGACCAGACCACCGGUACCGUUCCUAACCUGAUUGACGGGCAGACCUACGAAUUCCGAGUGAAAGCCGUUAACAAGGCCGGGCCGAGUGCCCCAUCGGUGGCUACACAGCCAUUCCGAGUGCGACACAAGCAUCUGGCACCGCAAAUCGAUAAAAGCGCUUUGCGAGAAAUCAAAAUUAAAGCCGGUCAGCCAUUUAAUUUCGACGUACCGGUCAUUGGCGAGGAGCCUCCUAAGAAGACGUGGACACUGGAGGGUGAAGCGCUAAAUUUGGAUAAGGACCGAGUGGUCACCAAUGAGGAAUACAAAACCAAACUGGAUGUUAAGGCCGCUGAACGAAAAGAUUCGGGAAUGUAUACCUUAACCGCCACCAAUAGCUCGGGUACAGAUACAGCGACCGUAAAGGUCAUUGUGCUGGAUAAACCCACUUCCCCCCGAGGUCCUCUUGAUGUUACCAAUGUCACAAAGGACGGUUGUCAUUUGAGCUGGAAGACUCCCGAAGAUGACGGUGGGCAGGAUAUUUCCCAUUAUGUUGUAGAAAAACAGGACCAGGAAACCGGAUUAUGGGAACCUGUAGCGGAAGUGAAUGGUACACAAGCCGACGUGACCAAACUGACGCCGGGUCAUGAAUACAAAUUCCGCGUAAAGGCCGUCAACCGACAGGGUGAAUCUGCACCAUUGGUGACCAAAGUGCCCAUUGAAGCCAAGAAUCCGUUUGAUGAGCCAGGAAAGACAGGCACUCCGGAAGUGACCGAUUGGGCCAAGGAUCACGUGGACCUGAAAUGGGACGCGCCCCGCAGCGAUGGUGGUUCCCCGGUGGAAAAAUACAUUAUUGAGAAACGAAAAAAGAACUCGCCAUUCUGGGAGACGGCUGCAGAAGUGCCUGGCGAUAAGACAGAAGGCACUGCCGGUGGUUUGAAGGAAGGUGACGAGUAUGAGUUCCGAGUGACCGCGGUCAACAAAGCCGGUCCUGGUGAACCGAGUGACCCAAGCCGCAUGGUCAAAUGCAAGCCGAGGAACCUCGCACCGACCCUUGACAUGAGUGCUCUGAAAGACAUUAAAGUGAAAGCCGGUCAGCCCAUUCGUUUCAAAGUGCCGAUUAGUGGUGAGCCGACACCGACAUCAACAUGGACAAUUAACGGAAAGCCACUGUCUAAGGAUGAACGCGUCGAAGAAGAGAAGAAGGAAGAUUAUGUCAUCCUGGAAAUCAAAAACGCUAAGCGGGCUGAUAAAGGAAAGUACACGCUCAAUCUGGAAAAUGUCAAUGGUACAAAGUCCGGCACGGCAAACGUAGAGGUUAUGGACAAACCAGAACCACCGCAGGGGCCUCUGAAUGCCAGUGACAUUCAUAAGGACGGUUGCACACUAACAUGGAAAGCUCCGGAAGAUGAUGGUGGCUCGGAAAUUAUCAAAUAUGUCGUGGAAAAAAUGGACACAUCCCGUGGAACAUGGGUGGAUGCCGGCGAGUCGCCAGAUUGCAAGAUCAAAGUGAACAAACUGACACCAAACAAAGAGUACGCCUUCCGCGUGAAAGCCGUGAAUGCACAAGGGGAAUCCAUCCCUCUGGAAAUAACAAAGCCUAUUAUAGCCAAAAAUCCAUUCGACGCUCCAGAUGCUCCCGGUGAGCCACAGGUUACUGAUUUCGGGCCAAAUCACGUUGACCUUUCGUGGGCCGCUCCGGAAAGCGACGGUGGCGCUCCCAUUCAGAAGUACAUCAUCGAAAAGAAACCGAAGUACAGUCCUGUUUGGGAAAAAGCCGCUGAAGUUUUGGGAGGAAAAACAUCGGGCACCGUUCCCAAUCUCACAGAAGGGGAAGAAUACGAGUUCCGAGUGAUCGCGGUUAACGAGGGUGGUGAAAGUGAACCCAGCCUAGCGUCGAAACCGGUUGUCGCUAAACACCGCCGCUUACCGCCUAAGAUCAAGAGUAACCUGCGCGAUCUGAAGGUUAAAGCUGGUCAGCCGCUCAAUGUGGAAGUUGAGUUUGUUGGAGCACCGGCACCGGAAGUUGUUUGGAAGAACGGUGACAAGGUUAUUGUCCCCGACAAACAGCACGUUUUCAUCACAAACGACGAAGGACGAACGAAGAUCUCGAUUCCUUUAACUGAACGGCUGGAUAGCGGCCCGUGGAAAUUACAACUGAAAAAUGAGUUUGGAACAGAUGAGGGCACGUUCAACGUGACGGUAAUGGAUAAACCCAAGCCACCAACUGGACCGUUAGAGGUUUCCGACAUCACCAAAGACAGUUGCAAACUGAAAUGGAAGCCACCGACCGAUGAUGGUGGUGUGCCGCUUAACGGCUAUGUCGUGGAAAAGCGUGACACGAAGCGAGGCACCUGGGUGCCAGUUUCGACACUGUGCGCGGGAACGGAAAUUCGUGUUCCGAAACUGAAAGAAGGCGAAGAAUACGAAUUCCGUGUAAUGGCUGAAAAUCCUAUGGGCACAUCAGAGCCUCUUAUGACUACAAAACCCAUUGUGGCGAAAGAUCCUUACUCGCCACCUGGAUCGCCGGGUCAGCCGGAAGCCGUGGAGACAGACCGCGAUCAUAUCACUAUUCAGUGGACACCACCAGAUGACAACGGUGGAUCUCCGAUUUCUGGUUAUGAUGUAGAACGAAAAGACGAGAAAGGCCGCUGGGUCAAGGUCAACCGUGAACCGGUAAAAGGAACUGAAUUUACCGACGAUACGGUGCAGCCCAAUAAGACUUACGAAUAUCGAGUCACUGCGAAGAAUACAGCUGGUCCCGGAAAGCCCAGCGAAGUAUCCAAACCAAUUAAGGCCAAGCCGAUGAAGGAGGCACCAAAGAUUCAUUUGGACGGUCUGCUUGGAAAAGACAUUCGUGUCCGCGCAGGAGAGCCGCUCACCAUUGAGGUACCGAUUUCGGGCGCUCCCACGCCUACGUGCACUUGGGAGCGGGAUGGCAAAGCCUUGGUGGAUGGUCGAAACUUGCAGCUGACCAGUGGCGAAGAGUUUGCCAAACUCCAUGUGCCCGUAGCAAAGAAAGAAGAUAAGGGGAAAUACAAGCUCACUGUUUCGAAUCCUUUCGGCAUCGCUGAUGGAACAAUCAAUGUCAUCGUUCUUGACAAGCCCGAUGCGCCAGAGGGUCCACUGGAAUACUCUGAUGUGACUGCAAAUCAGAUUAAACUGUCCUGGAAGAAGCCACUGGAUAACAAUGGUGGUGAAAUUAGUGGCUAUGUGGUGGAAAAAUGUCAAGUCGGCACCGGUGUUUGGGAGAAGGUCGGUAUUAGUCCGACCGAAAAGAUGACCGUAAAGGGUCUGGAAGAAGGAAAGAAAUACCAGUUCCGCGUGAAGGCUGAAAAUGUAUAUGGUGCCAGUGAGCCGCUGGUAGGCUCAUCGGUCACGGCCGAGAAUCCUUUCGGAGCACCGGACGCUCCGUCAGCACCGGAAAUUACCGACACCGCGCCGCAUGCUAUCAGUCUUAAAUGGCAAAAGCCCAAGGACGAUGGUGGCAGUCCCAUACAAGGCUACAUUAUUGAAAAGCGAGAACCGGGUGUCAAAGAUGAAUGGAAGCCGGUCAAUACUAAACCAAUUAUCGGCACCCAGUAUACGGUGCCGAAUUUGGAGGAAGGACAUGGGUACGAAUUCCGAGUGAUAGCUGUCAAUGACGCCGGUCCUGGUAAACCCAGUAAGGCCAGCGAGAUGGCUAUUGCCCAGGAUACUACCCGACCAGAUGCACCGGAUGCGCCAAAAGUGGACAGCAUCACUAAGGAUUCGGUUGGUUUGUCGUGGAAUAAACCAAUUCAUUCAGGAGGGUCACCAAUUACCGGGUACAUUGUGGAAAAGAAAGGUCCAGGAGAUCGAGAUUUUGUCCCCGUCAACAAGACGCCCAUUUCCGAUACUAAAUUCGUUGUGCCGAAUUUGAACGAGGGAGAAGAGUAUCAGUUCCGCGUGAAAGCGGUCAAUGAUGCCGGACCGAGCGACCCGAGCAAACCGGUAGGACCCGUCAAAGUGGAGCCUCAGCCUGAGAAGCCGCACAUUGACAUGGGUAAAAUUAAGGACAUUGUGGUCAAGGCGGGUGAGACCUUUGACAUUCGUGUGCCGUAUCACGGUUACCCACAACCCGUUGCGGAAUGGACCAAGGCGGAUCCUCUCGGCAAUGUUAAAGAUGUAUCUGACUCUGACUCUCGGGUGAUGACCAAGACGACAUCGGAGCAGACCCUGUUGAGUGUCGGUCCAGCAAAACGCAGCGAUACCGGCACAUACAAAUUGACGUUAAAAAAUCGUCUGGGUCAAGACACCGGCUCCGUCCGGGUCACCGUUCUCGAUCGACCGGAUAAACCGGAACGAUUGCGGGCCGAUGAAAUUGAAGCCGACAGUAUUACGUUGAAAUGGAGCCCUCCCAAAGAUGACGGUGGAGAACCCAUUACCAACUACGUUGUGGAAAAACGUGGACCAGAUGGUGUAUGGACGAAGGUCAAUAAUUUCGUUACCGGAACGUCGUGCAAGGUUCGCAAUCUUCAGGAAGGCAAACCAUACGAUUUCCGUGUGUUCGCGGAAAAUGCAAUGGGAAGAAGUGAUCCUUGUGAGACUGAAGAUUCGAUCAAGCCGAAAUCACCGUACGGUAAACCAACCGCUCCAGGUACACCAGCCUGCGUGGAUUCUACACCGGAGUCGAUUUCGCUGCAGUGGUCACGACCACUCAGUGACGGUGGUUCUCCCAUCACCGGUUAUAUUGUGGAAAAACGUGAUGCCCCUGAUGGUAAAUGGGUCAAAGCCCAUGUCGGCCCGGUGACGGAUAACAAGUUCACCGUGACCGGUCUGCAAGAAAACAAACCGUAUGAGUUCCGAGUGUGUGCUGUGAACGAAGCUGGUCCCGGAGAGUACAGUGGUACGAGCGAUGAAAUCUAUGCUCGACCGCCGCCAUCGGCUCCCAAGAUUGACUGGGACAACUUUAAACUACGUGAUAUUACCGUGCGGGAAGGCGAACCUUUCAGAAUCGCCAUUCCCUUCAAGGGCAGUCCAGUGCCAACCCAGUCCUGGACCGUUGGCGGAAAACCGCUGUUGGGUGAUGAUCGGGUGAUCAUUGAAAUGACCGAUGGAAAAAUUGCUCUUCUUCAUAACAAAUCAGCCAAACGCUCUGAUUCUGGGAACUACAGAGUGACCUUAACGAACGACCGCGGUUCCGAUAACGCAGCGUGCACAGUUACUGUUGUGUCGGCUCCAUCGCCACCCAAAGGUCCCUUGGAACCAAUCGAGACAACGCCAGAGUCCAUCAAACUACGAUGGUCUCCACCGGAAGAUGACGGCGGGGCACCGAUUACUAACUAUAUUGUGGAGAAAGCCGAUGCUGGUACUGAUCGCUGGGUAAAGGUGAGCAGUUUUGUACGGUCACCGGAAUACGACGUCCGUGGACUGGAAGAGGGGAAGAAAUACAAGUUCCGCGUUCGAGCGGAAAACAUCCAUGGCAUCAGUGAGCCACUGGAAACCGAGAAAGACAUUACGGCGAAGCAUCCCUUUGAUACACCUGGAGCACCAGGCCGACCGGAUGUCACAGAUGUCGAUUCUGACUCGGUUAGUCUGCAAUGGACCCGUCCCACAACCGAUGGUGGUAGUAAGAUUCUGGGAUACGUAGUCGAGGGUCGGCGGCCAGGUGACCGUAACUGGAAGCCCAUGGGUGACGCGUUGAUUAAAGAUACGAAAACAACGAUUCCCAAUUUAAAUGAAGGAGAUGAAUGGGAGUUCCGAGUAAGGGCCAAGAACUACGCCGGGCUCGGUACACCGAGCGAGGAGACACCAGUGGUCACUGUCAAGCCGAAAGCCACUGUCCCUUCGCCUCCCGGCAUACCGAAUAUCGCCAAAAUUGGUCGCACUUAUGUUGACCUUAAAUGGACCAAGCCGAAAUCAGAUGGAGGUUCCAAGAUUCUCGGAUAUCAGGUGGAGAAACGCGAGAAGGGCAACUAUAUUUGGGUUAAAGCGCAUGACUUUAUGGUGCAAGAUCCGGAAGCCACAAUACUGAACUUGAUAGAAAAUGCCGAAUACGAAUUCCGCGUUUAUGCGAUUAACUCAGCUGGCAGAAGUGAUCCUAGCAUGAACACAAUGCCAGUGAAAGUCAAGGAAGCCACAGAUGGUACAAAGCCCGAAAUUCUUAAGAAGUUUGGCAAUAUCACAACUGCUGUUGGCAAACCAGUGAAACUGACUGUGGAAGCGGUCGGUAAACCACCCGUAAAAGUCAAAUGGUUGAAGAAUGGCAGAGAGAUUAACCCGAGCGGUCGUGUGAAAAUGACUGAGAAGGACGGAGUUUUCACCCUGGACAUUGGUGAAGUCCUGGAUUCCGAUGCCGGAGAGUACACAUGUGAGCUGAGCAACCCCGGUGGCAAGGACACUUGCACCGCUCAGCUGCGCAUUAUCGAACCACCGAAGAUCAUUCGUUAUCCGGAUGAGGUUUCUUUCGAAGAAGGCGAAAGCGCCAAGAUCAAAGUGUUCUUCCAAAGCGAGACCCCAUGUACGGCUCGCGUGUUCCACGGAAAAGAGGAGCUAAAGGAGACCGACCGACUGAAAUGGAAUGUCUUUGAUGACUAUGUGGUGAUUUUGUCCAAAGAAAUGCAGUCGGAUGACAACGGGAAGUACCGUAUCGAAGUCAUCAACGAGAGCGGCUCAGGCGAGGCCUCGUUCCCGAUAAAGGUCACCGGAAAACCGGGUCCGCCAACGGGUCCUUUACGUGUGUCGGAUAUCACCCAACACCAAGCCACCUUAUUCUGGCGCCCACCAGAAAAUGAUGGCGGGUCCAAAAUUCUUAACUAUGUUGUGGAAAGGAAAGAUGUCACACGGGACAACUGGGUGGUGGCCAGCAGUUACGUUAAGGACUGCACCUUCACUGUUCAAGGUUUGGCGGAGAAUGCUGAGUACGAGUUCCGCGUGAGUGCCGUUAACGAGAACGGUCAAGGACCGCCUCUGAAUGGCGACGGACCAAUUGUGGCCAAACUUCCAUUUGACCCUCCGUCGGCUCCUGGCGUACCGAACGUUACGGAGGUUGGUGGCGAUUUCGUGAAUCUUUCAUGGGACAAGCCCCAAUCGGAUGGUGGAGGACGACUCCAGGGUUAUUUUAUUGAAAAACGAGAGAAAGGCUCGGAGAACUGGUUCCGAAUCAAUCCCAAUCCCAGUUUACCGCCCAUGUUCAACGUUGCCAACCUGAUUGAAGAUCGCGAAUAUGAGUUCCGUAUCUUCGCCGUCAAUGCCGCUGGCCUUAGUCCACCAUCCAGCAAUUCAAAGAUAAUUAAAGUCAAAGACCCUAACGCUCCCAUAGCUCCAGAAUUCAUCCGCCCGCUGAAGAAUCAGCUAGCAUCAUCAGGUAAAUCAGUGACUUUGGAAUGCGAAGUGGAAGGCUUCCCUAAACCGGAGAUCACAUGGUAUAAGGGCAGCCGAGAACUGUACGACUCCAAUAAAUACAUGAUGACCGUUCGCGGCAACGUUUACACCUUGACGAUCAGUGACGUGUUUGGUGAAGAUGCCGAUGAAUACUCAUGUCGAGCCGUCAACAAAGGUGGCAGCAAAACGAGUCGAGCGGAUGUUGUGAUCAAGACUGCCCCUAAAAUCCAUCUUCCCAGCCGGUUCGCCGAUGUGGCAUUGUUCGACAAAGGCGAAGACAUUAUCUUGAAGAUCCCUUUCACUGGCUAUCCUCGUCCAACUGCCGUUUGGCGCAGAGAUAACGAACAAAUCGAUAAUGGCGGCCAUUACAGCAUUGAAACACUGGAACGCCAUGCCAUUCUUACUAUCAAAAGCGGCGCACAGGAAGACAAUGGCAACUAUAGACUAAUUGUGAGCAACGAGCUCGGCGAAGACUCCUGUGUCAUCAAGGUGCAGGUCAACGAUAAACCGGAUGCUCCGAGAUUCCCGAUGAUUGAAAAUAUUUGGCACGAUUCCAUUACGCUGUCCUGGAAGCCGCCCCAUUCGGAUGGCGGUAGCCCAAUCACCAACUAUAUCAUUGAGAAGAAAGAGCAUCCUGGAUCAUCCUGGAUUCGGGCCGCCAGCACGCGAUGCUCGUACCAUACUGUGACCAAUCUGAACCCGCUGACCACAUACGAGUUCCGCAUUUUGGCGGAGAAUUUGUACGGCACCAGUGGACCGUCUGAUGCUACUGCACCCGUAACAACAAAAGAAGACGAAAUGAAACGCCGAAGGAGAAAGCGCGCUGAUCUGCAUGACGGAAAGAAAGUUCGUGGCAAAGACGAAGGAAAAGUGUCAGACUACGAUAAAUUCGUUUUUGAUGUCUAUGACAAAUACGCCAAGAAGCCAGUGGACAUAAAACACGACAGCGUUUAUCAGUAUUACGACAUCCUGGAGGAAAUCGGCGUGGGCGCUUUCGGCGUGGUGCACCGGUGUCGUGAAAAAGCCACCGGUAACAUCUUUGCUGCCAAAUUUAUUCCGGUGGAACUGCCCAAUGAAAAGCAGUUGAUUCGCAAGGAAAUUGACAUUAUGAAUCAAUUACACCAUAACAAACUGAUCCAUUUGCACGAUGCCUUUGAGGAUGACGAUGAAAUGGUUCUUAUUUAUGAAUUCAUGUCCGGCGGAGAGCUGUUUGAAAGAAUUACAGCGGAUGAUUAUACCAUGUCGGAAGCGGAAGUGGUCCACUAUAUGCGUCAGAUCUGCGAAGCCGUCAAGCAUAUGCAUGAAAACAACAUUGUUCAUCUGGAUUUGAAGCCGGAGAAUAUCAUGUGCCAAACACGGAAGAGCACCAAUGUUAAGCUAAUUGAUUUCGGCCUGGCGACUAAACUGGACCCUAGUGCCGAAGUGAAGAUCACCACCGGGACGGCAGAAUUCGCUGCGCCAGAAAUUGUCGACCGGGAGCCCGUUGGUUUCUAUACCGACAUGUGGGCAGUUGGUGUUCUGGCCUAUGUUCUUCUGAGCGGUCUAUCGCCGUUUGCCGGUGAGGACGACGUGGAAACUCUCCGUAAUGUGAAAGCAUGCGACUGGGACUUUGAAGACGAGGCAUUCGCCGGCGUCAGCGAAGAAGCCAAAGAUUUCAUUCAGAAAUUAUUGGUGAAAAAGAAAGAGGCUCGUUUAACCGCCGCUGAGUGUUUAAUGCAUCCCUGGUUGAUGGGCAAACCAUUGGAAGGACAGACCAUACCGAGAAGCCGAUUGGUCAAAAUGCGCAACAAAAUGCGCGAACGCUAUGGCGAUUUCUGGGAUAAAUCGGUUCUACCCAUUGGUCAUAUCGCCAAUUACAGUUCACUGCGGAAACUGUAUCCCGACAAACACCGCAUUGCCGAUACUUUCUUUGAUCGCCGCGAAGCUGGACCACGAUUUGUUAUCAAACCGCAGAGCGCUCUGGCCUACGAGGGUCAGAGUACUAAAUUCUACUGUCGUGUUAUUUCGCUGGAGCCGGCAGUGAUUACAUGGUGGCGCGACACGCUAGAACUGCGACAGAGUGUUAAAUAUAUGAAACGCUAUGAUGGCAAUGAUUAUUAUUUGAUUAUUAAUCGCUGCAAAAUCGAGGACAAAGGAGAAUAUAUUGUCAAAGCGGAGAGUGCCUUCGGACGCCGAGAAGAGGUGGUUUUCCUAAACGUUCAACCGCAACCGCACGAAGAGCUGCCCAUGCCGGAAAUUAAUAUUCCGCGCUCCAAGAAAAAUUAUGAUCUCGUUUACGAUCUGCCAGAACAGGAAAGGGAUACAGCACCGAGCUUUAGUUUUGGCUUACGACACCGGACCAUUCAGAGGGGCAUUGGCGUCAAGCUGCUCUGCUGCAUUGACGGCCGACCGCCGCCCACGGUCAAAUGGCUGAAAGAUGGCCGCGAAAUCACCAAGCAGAAUACCAGCUGCAACAUCACCUCCGCGCACGGCGUUUCCACACUGGAGAUCUUCUCCUGCGAAUCGGAGGAUGCCGGCACAUACACGUGUAUGGCGUCGAAUUCCGUCGGCGACAAGGAGACCUCGUGCAAGAUCCUGGUACAGGGUACGUUCAUUGAUGAUCUGGAUUACUUGGGAAGCGGCAAUGCCAUCUACACAUCGAGAGAUCGCAGUUCCGGUGCUCAUGGCGCUCACGGAGCUUCUCCAUCCCGCAAAGCAUCUUACUCUAUGGUCAAUGGGGACAUCGGAUCAAGCAGUGACGACGCCAUCGAGAAGGCUCGCAAACUUCGCAAAGAACUCGAAGGUGAUGUCGUCACGCCGCGCAGUAAGGACUUUUCAUCGGUCGGAUCCGCUCGCGAUACAGCUAAGGCAUCCGCACCAGCGGCACGGGAAACCGCGAAACCAGUUGCGGCAGCCAAGACCGAACCGGAUAACACCGCACCGAAGUUCACUCAGAAGCUGCGCGCUCAAAAGGUCACCGAGGGCGCCUCUCUUCUCUUGGAAGUUAAAGUCACAGCCACUCCCGAACCAAAGGUCGUUUGGACUAAGGAUGGCCAGGCCAUAUCGAAGCUUGACGUCAUCCAAGUAAGCUACAAGAGCGGUGUCGCCAGUCUGGCGAUCGCCGAAACCCUGCCUGAAGAUGCCGGCGAAUACGUGUGUCGCGCCUCGAAUAGCGAAGGCUCCGACGAGACCUCCUGCAUAAUUACCGUGGACGCUGCCCGCGCCAAACCCGCCCCAGUCGAACGCCAGGAAUCCGAAUUGCGGCCACCCGCCGCGGCCUUGAAAGAGCCGGCUGAAGGUGAAUGUGCUCCGGUCUUCACGCGCCAUCUGCAGUCCGCCAACUGCAACGAUGGUGACGCGCUGACUCUGGAGUGUCAGAUCACCGGUCAGCCGGCUGUGGAUGCCGUCUGGCUGCAUAACGACCGGGAAAUUAAACCCAGCGACGACUUCAAGUAUGUCCAUGAGGGUGACGUUUUCAAGCUGCAAAUUGCCGAGAUCUUCCCUGAAGACUUCGGCACCUACACCUGCGAAGCAUUCAACGCCGUGGGCGAGGCGUCCAGCAGCUGCUCCGUCAUUGUCGAAGUGCCCGGUGAAGAAUUUUUGGGUCCCCGCUUUCUGACAUUCCCUCAGUCAAUAACCGUGGAAGAGGGCUCACCAGCGAAAUUCGAAGUGAAAAUCAACAGUGAAACUCCUGUCCGAGUGGAAUGGUGCAAAGUCAAUCAUCUACUGGAGGAAAGCGAUCGUUUCCGAUUCCAAGAGGAUGCCAGCAACGUCUUCCGGCUGGAGAUGCCCACCGUUCUCUUGACCGACGUUGGACUAUACAUGGUCAAAGCCACCAACGAGAAUGGCGAAUCAUCAUGCGUAUUUACGCUCCAUGUCAAGGCAUAAACACCGGAGAAAACACAUGAAACAAGGAAUUUCAAUGAUAAAAUUUUUCGCCUAAUUAUCUGUACAUUGUUGGGGCAGCCGGUCAGUUAACUAAGGAAUCACACAAACAGAUUUGUAUUUGUGACUGUUGUCUGUGAAUUUUGAUGAUUCACUUUGUAUUGCAUGGACACUGUUAAGCAGCGCGCUAUUCUUAUGUUUGAGCUUACUUAGUUUGUCUUAGAAGUGCUUGUUAGUUUUUGCUUUUCAUUAUAACACCACACCGUGGUUGCAGCAACCAUCUACAUUAUUUCGCCGAAUUUUGUAUGGCAAUUUCAAGGUAAAAACUAUUUGAUAUCGAUAU